AUGGAAUCCUUGAAUUAUGAUAUCGUCAAGUAUCUCAUAGAUAAUGGCGUAGAUAUUAAUGUCGCGUUGGAAAAUUUUGAUUCCACUACUGGAGAAACUGCAUUGCACCUUGCCGCGGCAACAGGAACAAAGGAAAUUAUAAAAUUAUUAUUAGAUAACAAUGCCAACAUUAAUGCUAAGAAUAUAAAAGGAAUCACUCCUAUUAUCAAAGCUGUUAAAGCUAACAACCAUGAUGCCAUGGAUGCAUUGAUGGAAUAUAGACCUGAUCUUUUUUGUACAUAUGACAAAUAUCGUUACAGAGCAACGAUAUUUCAUGCAGCUAUUUCAAGUUAUAACUGGAAAUUUUUGUUUGAUUGGUUAUUUAUACUUGCUGAUACGCGUGAUGAUAAUAAUAAUAGUUUCUUUUCGUUCUUUGAAUCCCAACUGUUACUUCAUUACGCGCUCUCGAUAAUAAGGGACGAGGAUAAGAUCAUUAUGUUUCUGCUUGAAGUUGGUCUUGAUGUUAAUGCUUUGGAUUCUAAUGGUAAAUUAGCUAUCGAGUAG
This is a messenger RNA of Microplitis demolitor, 543 nucleotides long. Its product is annotated as putative ankyrin repeat protein RF_0381. The transcript has a single exon. NCBI's taxonomy places the organism in Eukaryota, Metazoa, Arthropoda, Insecta, Hymenoptera, Braconidae. Bases 1 to 543 code for a protein of 180 amino acids. The record is from RefSeq and is a predicted model, not a curated record. Gene Ontology annotation, molecular function: protein binding.